Bufo bufo (common toad) is the source of this 1376-nucleotide messenger RNA. RefSeq names its product transmembrane protein 30A (gene CDC50A). Gene Ontology annotation, cellular component: Golgi apparatus; endoplasmic reticulum; plasma membrane. Lineage: Eukaryota; Metazoa; Chordata; Amphibia; Anura; Bufonidae. The transcript is spliced from 7 exons. Bases 132 to 1214 code for a protein of 360 amino acids. Gene Ontology annotation, biological process: phospholipid translocation. The record is from RefSeq and is a predicted model, not a curated record.
CGUCUUCCGCAUUAGUGCCGAUCCGCCCGUCCGUGUAGUCAGUGGUAGGGCGGGUUUGUUGUAGUGGGCAGCUGUGGUAGAACUCUUCACACUGGUUACGGUUUGGGGGCAGGAGAGAGACCCCCUUCCUCAUGGCUAUGAACUACAAGGAGGAAGAUGGGCACCAGGGUCUGGGGCCCGGGCCGGCGGUGAAGAGUAAGAAGCCGGAUAACACUGCUUUCAAGCAGCAGCGGCUUCCGGCAUGGCAACCGAUUCUCACUGCGGGGACCGUGCUGCCAGCCUUCUUCGUCAUCGGGAUCAUCUUCAUCCCUAUAGGAAUCGGCAUCUUCGUCACCUCCAAUAACAUCAGAGAGUACGAGAUUGACUACACUGGAAUAGAUCCAAAUAGCCCUUGUUACAAGUGCUUGAACGUCUCUGGGAACAUCACAUGUCCUUGUACUAUUAAUUUCACCCUGGAUAAUGCAUUUGAGGGAAACGUGUACAUGUAUUAUGGGCUGUCCAACUUCUAUCAGAACCAUCGGCGGUAUGUGAAGUCUAGAGAUGACAGUCAGCUGAAUGGAGACUUGAGCUCUCUUACGAACCCCAGCAAGGAAUGUGACCCCUAUCGUGUGAAUCAGAACAAACCCAUCGCUCCCUGUGGGGCCAUUGCUAACAGUAUGUUCAAUGAUUCUUUCCUCUUAUAUCAGAUCAAAAAUGGAACCGAAGUACCAAUUCCACUGGCCAAAAAAGGCCUUGCAUGGUGGACCGAUAAAAACGUGAAGUUCAGAAAUCCAACAGGAAAUGCAAGUGAUCUGAAAGACAUAUUUAAAGAUACCACAAAGCCAAUAAAUUGGCAGAAACCAGUCUAUGAGCUAGAUCCAGACGACAAAGACAACAAUGGCUUUAUCAAUGAAGAUUUCAUCGUGUGGAUGCGCACUGCGGCACUGCCUACCUUCAGAAAGCUUUAUGGGUUGAUAGAGAAGGGUGAAUCAGCAUUUGCUGCCUUGGCGCCUGGAAAUUACUCUCUGCAUAUAGAAUACAAUUACCCUGUUCUCAGCUUUGAUGGAAGGAAGAGAAUGAUCCUCAGCACAAUCUCCUGGAUGGGGGGAAAGAAUCCGUUCUUGGGCAUUGCAUACAUCACUGUGGGCUCCAUCUGCUUUUUCCUGGGUGUUGUGCUGCUUAUUAUCCACCAUAAGUAUGGAAAUCGCAACAGCGGUGCCGAUAUUCCCAACUAAUCCUUUGCAUCAUGUCUUGCAUGUGCAUCUAGGCAAGUCUGCACUGCUUGUGUGCUAGCCGCCUCCUCUAGUAUUUUGAUUCCUAUUUAUUUUAUGAAAUGGGGUUCUUUUAAACCAUGUCUUUUACUGUACCUGGGAAUAAAAUGCAAGGAAAAAGUUUUA